AUGAGCAAUGCAAAAUCAAUUGGCACACCAAUGAGCCCUUCCACAAAUCUAGACAAAGAUGAACAUGGUAUUCCUGUUGAUGAAACUAAAUAUCGUGGAAUGAUUGGAUCACUGCUGUAUCUGACAGCAAGUCGACUAGAUAUUAUGUUCAGCGUAUGUAUAUGUGCCAGGUUUCAGUCAGCUCCCAAGGAAUCACAUAUGACUGCGGUAAAAAGAAUCAUUCGAUAUCUCAUUGGGACUGUAUCUUAUGGAUUAUGGUACCCUCGCUCUAACUCUUUUAAAUUAGAAGGUUUUUCAGAUGCUGACCUUGCAGGUGAUAAGGAUGAUAGAAGCACAAGUGGUACAUCUCAAUUACUGGAAAAGGCAUUGAUAUCCUGGAACAGUAAAAAACAAGCAUCAGUCGCAUUGUCUACUACUGAAGCUAAAUACAUUGCUAUUGGACAAUGCUGCGCACAACUACUGUGGAUGUCUCAUCAACUGGACAAGCCCAUUUCUCAUGGAAGGGUUGUCGACCUUGACGACAUGGAAGCCCUCAAUUGCAAGGUCAAAGACCUUUUCAUUCAUCAAGGUUGGGUUAAGUUCUUCUCUAUUCCUCCGCCUAAGUGUCGUUGUUCUGGUUUUCCUAUGCUGUUUAAAAACACCUGGCCUGAUGACUUUGAAAUUUCCUUUGACCAAGCCAAAUAG
Nicotiana attenuata is the source of this 684-nucleotide messenger RNA. RefSeq lists its product as uncharacterized. The record is from RefSeq and is a predicted model, not a curated record. Lineage: Eukaryota; Viridiplantae; Streptophyta; Magnoliopsida; Solanales; Solanaceae. The coding region runs from base 1 to 684 and encodes 227 amino acids. The transcript has 3 exons.